Cladophialophora immunda is the source of this 1627-nucleotide messenger RNA. RefSeq lists its product as uncharacterized. Gene Ontology annotation, molecular function: DNA-binding transcription factor activity, RNA polymerase II-specific; RNA polymerase II cis-regulatory region sequence-specific DNA binding. The transcript is spliced from 2 exons. Gene Ontology annotation, biological process: regulation of transcription by RNA polymerase II. Gene Ontology annotation, cellular component: CCAAT-binding factor complex. The coding region runs from base 150 to 707 and encodes 185 amino acids. The record is from RefSeq and is a predicted model, not a curated record. NCBI's taxonomy places the organism in Eukaryota, Fungi, Ascomycota, Eurotiomycetes, Chaetothyriales, Herpotrichiellaceae.
GGGCACUUUAUAAGGCUGAUCCAAAGGAUGAAACACCCUCAGAAUCCAACCUUCCCGCUCACUUGAUGGAGUUGGACACUGGUUCCACUACAUCCUGGGCGUAUCAUCUCGUCGCAAAUGCCUCUAUAUGGGAAUCCUAAGGAAUCCAAAUGGGCUUCGUCUGCACCAACCCUAAUUGUCGACAUCGGCCAGAAGACGCAGACUGCUAUGGGUGUGACUUGACAGGCUGGCGAUGCUGCAAAUGCCAUCACAUUUUACGAACCGAGUUCCAACCACGUGCGGCCUCCCCGCGCGCCUCGUCACCUGCCUCCUCAAUUGGAAGCGUCGAUUCUGGCACUUCUGUACCUCCAGGAUCGAAGAAACGUUGGCCGAAGAAUGUGUUUGCGAGCUGGAAACAGCAAGCUAACGGCAAAAUAUCAACGGAAAUACAGUCCGUGCAAGCCCAGGAAGAGAUUGCGGCAGGUGGGGCAGAGAAAUCACCUGUGUAUGUGAAUGCGAAGCAAUUCCAUCGUAUUCUCAAGCGACGUGUUGCCCGGCGGAAGCUGGAGGAGCAGCUUAGACUUUCCUCCAAAGGGCGGAAUGGUCUGCACGAGUUCGGGCGCAAUCACCCCAUGCGCAGACCUCGCGGGCCUGGUGGUCGAUUCCUGACGGCCGACGAGUUGGCCGCCCUGGGAAUCGACUUCGUCGCUGGGGGGGCUGUCCAAUGAGCGAACUGAUCCGGAGGCCUGCCGGGGCGUACACAGACCGACAGGCUCGAGUUGGUGUCUUCAACACCAAGAGCGAUCGAGCUGCGCACGAAGGGUCGCACCGAGACAGUUUCUGGUGCGAAAUCUGUGGGCAUUUUUUCUUCCAAUCCGGGUAUCUGAUGCGACAUAUGCAGAUUACCCAUGCGUUCUUCUAGACAGAUGCACAUUACCGCACUCUUUGGCAAGAACAGUAUACCUUUUUAGGUGACUAUCUUCCUCAUUGUGCCAAUCUUGAACGGCCUCCUCGCACCCCAUACCCCAACAGGAGCUACGUCGGGCUCUCCCUGCCGAAGGAAUCCCCGUCGAAGCCAGUACUCAGCAACGCCGACGCCUUCGACAACAGAUACCCACAAAGAUGUGGAUUCUGCCAUAUAAUCUUGGAUAGGGACGCUCCCAUGAGCCCGAUCUUGAGCUGUGUGCGUUUGCUCCCACGAAGUCCGCAAAUGCUACACCAAGGCGUCGAGGCACUUGAUCACCAGACCCUUUCCACGAUAGCGGGACUCAUUCCUCGCCGCGCACAGAGUGACUUCCCAAUCUGCAGGGUUAUUCUGGGAUGAUUUUGAAACCAAGGACUCCAUGGCACCUUUGCGAGUGAAAUUGAAGGUUUGCCACGCCCACGUCUCAACCGCUCUGCCUUCCCGUGGCUUUAUACAUGCGACUGCAACAGGCUAAUCUGCUGACUCGUGGUUGUCUCUCUGUGCUGUUACUGCUCCGGCCCAGAUACGUAUGACAAUCUUAUUGUUGGAAGCUCUCAGCGUCGCAAAAGAUGGAAGAGAAGUCUUGCGGGGUAGACAGGGUCAAUUGAAGCCACGACCUUAGAGGAAAUACAUAAACGUUCAUGUUAAAGGAAACAAGAAUAUCCAGAGACGAUGUCAAAUCUA